Molecule: messenger RNA, 1859 nt
Organism: Microtus ochrogaster (prairie vole)
Lineage: Eukaryota; Metazoa; Chordata; Mammalia; Rodentia; Cricetidae
Gene: Hhat
Product: hedgehog acyltransferase
Biological process (GO): protein palmitoylation
Cellular component (GO): endoplasmic reticulum
Molecular function (GO): palmitoyltransferase activity
Source: RefSeq, a predicted model, not a curated record
UCCGAGAACCCGGGCGCGGCGUCUCAGAGCCAGGCGCUCACCCCCCGCGGCUUGGCCUCCGACCCGCGCAGCGCUCGCGAGUCCUUCCCCGGCCGCGGCUCCGCACGGCGAGGGUUGGGGACGCCUACUUCCCUGGGCGCCCAGCUCUGCCCGCUGAGACUCAGAGACUCUGCACGCUACACUGGGAUCCAGUGAGUGACUCCGGCAAUGCUGCCCCGAUGGGAACUGACUCUUUACCUGCUUGCUUCCCUGGGCUUCCACCUCUACUCAUUCUAUGAAGUUUACAAAGUCUCCAGGGAACAUGAAGAUGAACUGGACCAAGAAUUUGAGCUGGAGACGGACACUCUCUUUGGAGGACUGAAGAAGGACCUGACUGACUUUGAGUGGAAUUUCUGGCUGGAGUGGGGGAAGCGGAGCCUGGUGUGGCUCUUCCUUGGCCAUGCAGCUGUGUCUCAGGUGGCCAUGCUGCUCGCAAAGAAGCACAGACCCUGGAUCGUCAUGGUCUAUGGAAUGUGGGCCUGUUGGUGUGUGCUGGGGGCCCCAGGUGUGGCCAUGGUCUUUCUCCACGCCACCAUCGCCUUCAGCGUGGCCCAGUUCCGGUCAGUGCUCCUGUCCUGGCUGUGUUCUCUCCUCCUGCUCUCCACCCUGAGACUGCAAAGUGUGGAGGAGGUUAAGAGGCAGUGGUAUAGGACAGACAGUGAAUACUACCUGCUGCAGUUCACGUUGACUGUUCGCUGCCUGUUCUACACCAGCUUCAGCCUGGAGCUGUGCCGGCAGCCUGUGCCUGCCCAGCCGGCCUCCUCUUCUUUCCCGUGGCUGCUGGCCUACGUCUUUUAUUAUCCUGUCUUCCACAACGGACCCAUCCUCAACUUCCCAGAGUUCUACAAACAGAUGCAGCAGCCAGAGCUCAGCUCUCCGAAGCAAAGCCUUUGCAUUCUAGCCAAGGGCCUGGGCCGCCUGCUCUGCUGGUGGUGGCUGGCUGAAUUGAUGGUCCACCUCAUGUUCAUGCAUGCCCUCUACAGCAGCCCCCUCCUGGAGAGCGUUUCCUGCUGGACCUUAGGAGGACUGGCCCUGGCCCAAGUACUCUUUUUCUAUGUGAAAUACUUGGUGCUCUUCGGUGUUCCGGCCCUGCUCAUGCGCCUGGACGGGCUCACACCGCCACCCCUUCCCCGCUGCGUCAGCACCAUGUUCAGCUUUACCGGGAUGUGGAGGUAUUUUGAUGUUGGACUACACAAUUUCUUGAUCAGGUAUGUGUACAUUCCACUGGGCGGUUCCCAGCGUGGCCUGCUGGGAACACUGCUUUCUACCGCGAUGACGUUUGCUUUUGUGAGCUACUGGCAUGGUAGCUAUGAAGACCUCUGGUGCUGGGCAGCGCUCAACUGGCUGGGAGUCACCGUGGAGAGUGGAGCCCAGAGGCUGCUGGAGAGGCGCUGUAUCCGGGAGACCUUGACCCGGUACCUCUCCCCGCAAGCUCGCCGCCGGCUGCACGCUCUGCUUGCCUCUUGCUCGACCUCCAUGCUGAUCUUGUUCAACCUGGUAUUUCUCGGGGGGAUUCAAGUUGGCAAAACCUACUGGGACAGGCUCUUCCUGCAAGGCUGGCCAUGGGUGACCCUGUCUGUCCUGGGGUUCCUGUACUGUUAUUCACAUGUGGGUAUCGCCUGGGCUCAGACAUACACAGUUCUCUAAUGCUACUGGCCAGGCCAGCCUGGCUAUCAGCCUUCAAGGGACAUGGCAUUUCAACUGGACCUCUUACUCUGAGACCACCCCUGAGGACACUUUCCACUCCAGGACCACCCCUGAGGACACCUUCCAUUCUGAGACCACCCCUGAGGACACCUUCCAUUCUGAGACCACCCCUG